This is a messenger RNA of Purpureocillium lilacinum, 924 nucleotides long. RefSeq lists its product as uncharacterized. Lineage: Eukaryota; Fungi; Ascomycota; Sordariomycetes; Hypocreales; Ophiocordycipitaceae. The record is from RefSeq and is a predicted model, not a curated record. Gene Ontology annotation, cellular component: precatalytic spliceosome. Gene Ontology annotation, molecular function: RNA binding; zinc ion binding. Gene Ontology annotation, biological process: mRNA splicing, via spliceosome.
AUGUCGGAACACUGGAAAUCCACGCCCAGAUACUGGUGCAAACACUGCGCCUGCUACGUGCGCGACACCAAGCUCGAGCGGCAGAACCAUGAAGCCACGGCCCGACACCAAGGCGCCGUGAAGCGCGCGCUGCGAGACCUGCACCGAAACCACGAGCGCGAAGAGCGCGACAAGGAGCGCGCCAAGCAAGAAAUCGCACGACUAAAUGGCGUCGUCACGGGCCCCUCCUCCUCAUCCACAUCCUCAUCAGCAAGGGGCCAUGCGGCGGGCAGCACCGCGGGGGCGGCCACGACCUUUAAGCCCUCGAACCCGGCGGCACUCGAGGCCGAGCGCAAGAAGCAGCGCGAGCAACUAGCGGCCAUGGGCGUCGCGAUGCCGAGCGAGCUACGCACGGAAAUGGCCAUGGCGGGGGACUGGACGGUGACGAACACGCGGGUGGUCGCCGGCGCUACCGACGAGGACAAGAAGAAGGUGGCGACGGGGGUGCGGAAGCGGGAGGCGCUGGAUGAUGAGGAGGCGGAGCGCAGAGCCAACGAGGAGGAGGCUUUGAAGGGCUUGUUUAAGCGGCCGAGGAAGUGGGGGAGGGAUACACGCGCGGCGCCCGAGGAGGAGGAUAAGGAGUUGGAUGCCCUGUUGAGCGGGUCGAUGAUACCGCUCAAGGGGGAGGUCAAGGACGAGGAAGACGUGGUGAAGAAGGAGGAGAGUGGCGAUGUACCAACACCUGUCGCUGAGGAUGUCAAGCAGGAAGACGCGCCGGUGAAGGAGGAACCGGACACUGCGUCAGCUGGGAUCGCGGACGAGGCGCCCGCCGCGGAGACGGCGGAGGGCAGCAACGCGGAGGUCAAGGCGGAGGAGGGUACCGAUACAGGAGCCGCGCCGGUUGUGUUCAAGAAGAGAAAGGCAAAAGGCCUGCGAGCGAAGUGA